Molecule: messenger RNA, 1085 nt
Organism: Closterium sp. NIES-67
Lineage: Eukaryota; Viridiplantae; Streptophyta; Zygnematophyceae; Desmidiales; Closteriaceae
Source: the annotation of a GenBank genome assembly
UUCGCUUCACUCCCUCACCCACCACCAUUAUCAGCCGAACGACUCGCAAAAGCAUCACACAGAGCGCCAGUUAGGGUAAAAGUUGCAGUGAAGGAUUAGCAUUGACGCAGGAAUCCCGCAGUGUCUCUAGUAUCGGCAGAGAAAGUCGCCUGACGUGAUUGGUGAUUAGAGCGUCCUUUCUAGUUAGCACAGCAAAACUUUCCGCGGUUCCUUUGGAGUCGGCAGCGAAGUAAAGAAGCAGGGGUUCCUUCUGAUCGUCAGCGCCUCUCGGUCGGUCCGCCAUGGACGCUCGUCGCGUGUGCGCGAACGUGGCGGCCUUGGCGCUCGUGCUGCUCGUCGCCACGCCCGAACUGCUCUCCGACUCGGGCUUUCAGACCACCAGCACCGUCCCCUACCGCCGCGAGCUCAGGAAACCGCACGGGCCGCUACAGUACAACGCGCGCGAGACGAUUCAGCUGCUGCAGGAAGCCGCGUCCCUCGUCACCCGCGCCGCGCACUUACUGCGCGCCGAUGCGUCCCUCCUCGCACCCUCCUUCUGGCUGCGCCCCGUCACCGCCGCCACAGUCAGCCCGCCAGUGGGGGACGCGCGAGCGGGAGAGGUGCGCGGGGGGCGCAAGUACUACGUGAACCUAGUGCAGACGGCGCGCGCGCUGCAGAACGCGGUGGUGCUGCUGCGGCAGAAGCAGCGGCGGCUGGUGAUGGGGCAGAUCAACAACGCCAUGGCCGCCAUCGACGGCGUCAAGGUCGUGCUCGUGCCCGCCGACGACCGCCGCGUGCUGGAGCAUCUCAACGUCGCACGGCGAUUCGCAGACCACGCGAAGCUGUCGUUCAUGGGGCAGGAGCAGCGCGAUUGAGUCGCAGGAUGGUCGCACGAGUGGGGUCGCGCACAGUACGGCAAGGAAGAGUAGCAUGGACAGGGACACGCUAGAGACAGGGACAAGCUAGAGGGCGGGACACGCUUUGUGUCUAAGGAGACGUUUGUCCAGCAACCAUUCUAGCAUUCUAGAUUUGUUGCAACUGUUCCAUGGCUUGGCAACCGGGAUAGCUGGUUCACCUAACACUGACUCCAUUUAUUACAACAAAGC